AUGAAACUGGUGCCGUAUAACAAAUUUUCACAAUUACAAGAUGUGGGUGACUUACAUGUAUCAACUCAUUUACUGUCUGAAAGUACUAUCAAUAAAAACAACAAACCUAAAGAUUUGAAUAAACAUUCAACAUUAGCCAAAUAUCAAGAAAGUAGUGUUCAUAUGGAUUUGGAAGGACUUGAAAUCAACGAAGACCUAUCAUUUUCAAAAUUCUCACAUGGCUCUGGUGAAUCAGUGAUAUUAUCAGGAAUUAAUGCCACCAAUCCAAAUUCCGUUAAUGAAUCUCCAUUUGUCAAAAGAAUCCGAGAUUCCAUGGACGUUAAAUUUGAUGACAAGUUUGAUAGCAACAAGGUAAAUGAUAGACUUAACGAAUUCCAAAAUGAAAGAAUAGUAUAUCCCAUUGGGGAAAAUAGUAAGAGUGAAGAUGAGAAUGGGGAUUCACCCUUUGUGGUACAUGUUGAAAAUCAUGAACAGAAGCUUCUUCAUAGUAAUAAACUCAGAAACAAAUCAACAAUACCAAAUGACGUGCCUCCUCGAACUAAUAAAUUAAUAUCAACACCAAAACAUCAAAGAACCUCAUCUGUCAAAGUUAGCUUAACUCCGGCUCAAAAAUUUGAAAAACGAAGCAAUACAAGACUGGAUAAUGCAUUGGAUAAUUUCGAAUUUAUUGAACUUGUGGGUAUUGGUGCCUUUGCAAGCGUAUAUCGAGCUGUUAAUCUAAAAACGAACCAAGUUGUUGCAAUAAAGCAAAUCUUGUUAGAAAAGGAUCAAGAUGUGGGGAUUUUAAUGAGAGAAAUAGAUCUUUUAAAGAUCUUGAAACAUCGAAAUAUAGUAAAAUAUCAUGGAUUUGUGAAAACUUCAACUUCAUUAAAUGUAUUAUUAGAAUACUGUGCAGGCGGGUCGUUAAGACAACUCUAUAAAAAACUAAAGAAAGGUCUUCCAGAAUCACAGAUCAUCAAUUAUGUAAGACAAAUACUAUUGGGAUUAACUUACUUACAUGAUCAAGGGGUAGUUCAUAGAGAUGUCAAAGCAGCCAAUGUCCUCUUGACUGAAACGGGGGACGUCAAAUUGGCAGAUUUUGGUGUUGCAACGCGAAUAAAUUCCCAGCAUUACACACUUGUGGGUACUCCAAAUUGGAUGGCACCUGAAACUGUAUUGGGAGGUGAAGGAUUAUGUACAGCCUCUGACAUUUGGUCUUUGGGUGCUACAAUAAUAGAACUAUUCACAACUAAUCCACCGUAUCACGAUCUUAAUCCUAUGGCUACCUUGCAUGCAAUUGGAACGGAUGAACAUCCCCCACUUCCUAAAAAUAUUUCCUCAGUUGCUAAAGAUUUCUUAUUGGAAUGUUUUCAGAAACAACCAAAUCUUCGAAUAAGUGGCAAAUUAUUAUUGAAACAUAAAUGGUUAUCCAAUGGAGUUAACAGUGCAAGUAAUUCAAGAUUAGCAAACUCUAAUAUUCCACGACCUGGUAAGCGUCCAAGUAUUGAAUUGAAAUCCAUUAGAAUGUAUUCGGAAGCAAAUGAAGAGAAUUGGGAUAAUGAUUUUGCUGAAGUUAAGAUGCCUAAGUUUCAGAUUGCGUUAGCUCCAGAUCUCCUACAUAUAGAUGAUGUUGAAACGGAACUCCAGCAGGAUACAGCGAUGGUACAGCCACCGCAGCUGGUAGCUUCAAAGUCGGAACUUUUGAAUAAGUUUGCGGAAGAUGAUGACGAAUUAGAAGCAGACACAUCAUCGGUAUUUCCAAACUUGAAGACCAAAUUAUUAAUUCAUCGGAAUGGAAAUACAGAAGAAGAGGAAGAAGCGGAAGAAUCUGAUCCUUUUUUGAAUAUUGAUAUUGAGAAUUUUAAUACGAAUGAAUUGGAAAUACAAAGUAAAAUGGAAUAUUUAGUGGUUAGACUUUCAAGAAAAUUGGAUCAAGCUCAUCUGGGUAAUGAAGAGGCAAUUGGUUCAUUAGUAAAACUUACAGGAAGGAUGUUACAUCUUAUUAAAAAAUAUCCAAUUCUGCAUGAUAUAUUUGUUAGAGAUCAUGGUGUAUUAUCAUUAUUGGAAUUAUUGGAUAGUCAUCAAGAAAUGCCUCGUCAACAAGAAUUAUGGUGUCAUGUACUUUCAAUAUUGAAUUAUAUUUUUGAAAGUAACGUAAGUUUAUUUGAGAAUUUUUGUUUUCUUGGUGGUAUUCCUGCAAUCGCCCAUUUUAGAAAUGUAACUUAUGACCUUCAAGUUAGAUUACAAGUGGCAAGAUUUGUUGGUAUUUUGAAUACAUCAGACAAAGCAUUAUCGAUGUUUGUAUCUUGCGGUGGUCUCCGCUUGGUGUCAAAAUUUGUUGAAGAAGAUUUGGAUACUACUCCAACGUUCCCCUUGGUUUCAAUUGAAUGUAUUCAUAAUGUUUUAUCAAAGGAUUUAACCAGAUCGAAAUCUGAUAUUUGUCGUAUUUUGUCGAAAUAUGGGGUCAUUUUUUGGUUUGUCGUAUUAUUGAAUAGAUUGCUUAAGUGUGGGAAAAAGCCUUUGGGUAAACAAGUCACGAUGGAAGAAAUUCAAACUGCAAUUGACAGAAUAGUGGACAUAGUUAAAUACUUUGAACAAUCUGAAGCCAGAGUACGUGUUUCAAUUGCAAGUGCCGAUUUAUUCAAGUUGAUGAUUAGAAUUCAACUAGUUAAUGUUAAGUUAGUUAUCUAUACUCCAGCUAAGAAGAAUUACAAAGAAGUGAUAAACAUCGUAUCACCUAUUAUAUAUAAUUGCAUUUCUUUGAAUCAAAUAAGAGCGGGAGAAAUAGUUGAAUUGGGAGCUGUUCCAUAUUUGAAAAGUUUAUCAAUUAUCAAUUUACCAUUCAGACAAUUCAUAUUACCAUUGGUAUGUGAAUUUGUAUAUUGUGACUCUAAAGUAAGGUCAGAAUUACGUAAGAAUGAUAUUCUUAGUAUUUAUUUCAAUCUUAUCUUAGAUCCAUAUUGGCAAUCCAAUGCACUUGAUUCGAUUCGCCAAUGGCAUCAAAGUGAUCCUCGUCAUAUAAGACUUGAUACUCCCAGAGCUGCUGAAUGUCUUGUGGCCGGAUUCUUAAUUCCAAAACCUUCCAAUAUUGAAUCAACAUUGGACAGCUAUUUACAAUUAAUGACUACAAAUGCAAAGGUCACUAAGUUUAUGCUGAAUGCUACAAUAAUUAAUAAUAUUCUUAUGAAACUUAGUAUAUAUAAUAAGACGCCAGUUAUUCAAUUGCUGCUUCUAAAGAUUUUGAAAUGGUUAUUACAUUACUUGAUUGGCAUGAAUCAAUUAGCUGAAACAAAUGUUUCUAAUCCAAUUAAGAAUACUUUGACUUCAUUGAAAACUAAAAAUUCUUCUGUUCUUAUUGAAGAACUAGCACUUGAGAUUAUAGAUUUGCUUUAG
This is a messenger RNA of Hemisphaericaspora subhashii, 3372 nucleotides long. RefSeq names its product serine/threonine protein kinase (gene CDC15). Bases 1 to 3372 code for a protein of 1123 amino acids. NCBI's taxonomy places the organism in Eukaryota, Fungi, Ascomycota, Pichiomycetes, Serinales, Debaryomycetaceae. Gene Ontology annotation, biological process: protein phosphorylation. Gene Ontology annotation, molecular function: protein kinase activity; ATP binding. The transcript is spliced from 2 exons. The record is from RefSeq and is a predicted model, not a curated record.